CAUCCUCCAUUGGAGCAGUUUAGCAUUAUACCAGUAUGGCCUCUUCAGUUCUCCAGUCUCCUCACACUCGCUUCUACUCUGUCGCGCCAACACUUUCUUUCUCUUCUCUCUGUCCCGUUCGUCUCCGACUUCCCCAACUUCCUUCUUCUCCUUCUUCUUCUCCUCUGUCCCUGCGUAGCAGAACUCUGUCAAAGACCAUUACAACCCCACUUGCCUAUGUGACCGGACCCGCAUCCGACCCCAUUUUUAGUGAGUGCGACCCUAAGAUAGAUGGGUCGGAUCCAUGGCCGGAGAAAGUCCAACCUCCCGCCGUCAUUAGCUGGGACCUUUUCUGGAUGCUUUUGAUGAAACACAAACUGCGGCUUGCCGUUUCAAUUGCGACUCUAAUUUGUUGCACCACUUGUACUCUUUCUAUGCCCCUAUUUUCUGGUCAAUUUUUUGAAGUUCUAAUUGGGGCAAGACCAGAACCAUUAUGGAGGCUGCUUAGUAAGGUUGGAAUGCUGUAUGCCCUUGAGCCACUUUUAACUGUUACUUUCGUUAUAAACAUGAACAUAAUGUGGGAAAAGAUUAUGUCAACACUAAGAGCUCAAAUUUUUGGGAGGAUAUUGAUGCAAAAGGUGGAGUUUUUUGACAGAUACAAGGUUGGUGAACUCACCGGUUUGCUAACAUCUGAUUUGGGUUCUCUUAAAGAUAUUGUGAGUGAAAAUGUUGCAAGGGAUCGUGGAUUCAGGGCAUUAUCUGAGGUCAUUGGGACAAUUUGCAUUCUUUUUGCUUUAUCACCUCAACUUGCUCCAAUUUUGGGUAUCCUAAUGCUCACAGUUUCUGUUUCAGUUGCUGUCUACAAGAGAUCAACUCUGCCGGUUUUUAAAGCACAUGGGUUGGUUCAAGCAUCCAUAUCUGACUGUGUAGCAGAAACAUUUUCUGCUAUUCGUACAGUAAGAUCCUUUGGUGGAGAGAAACGCCAAAUGUUUACAUUUGCUAACCAGGUUCUUUCUUACCAAUCAAGCGGGAUAAGGCUUGCCACUUUUAAAUCUCUGAAUGAGUCCAUGACUAGAGUUGCUGUUUAUGUUUCUUUGCUGGCAUUAUAUAUCCUUGGAGGAAACAAAGUUAAAGCGGGUGAACUCUCUGUUGGAACUGUGGCGUCUUUUAUUGGAUACACUUUCACAUUAACUUUCGCUGUUCAAGGAGUGGUUAAUACUUUUGGAGACCUACGUGGAGCUAUUGCUGCUGUUGAGAGGAUUAACAAUGUUUUCUCUGAGGUUCAAAUUGAUGAAGCCCUUGCUUAUGGCUUAGAAAGAGAACUGAAACAGAACAAAUUGGAUGAUGAUAACUAUAAACUGUUCUUCUCUGAUAAUUCUACUGAAGAAAUCCAACAAAAAUACUUGCAUUACAUGUCAGCAUUGAAAUCCUCAAGCAAUGUGUACAGCUUAGCUUGGUCUGGAGACGUUUGUCUUGAAGAUGUGUAUUUCUCUUAUCCUUUAAGGCCAGAUGUGGAAAUCUUAAGUGGCUUAAAUUUAACACUAAAAUGUGGAACCAUAACUGCAUUGGUGGGUUCCAGUGGUGCAGGAAAAAGUACAAUAGUACAGCUGUUGGCUCGUUUUUAUGAGCCAACAAAGGGUCAUAUAACAGUUGCUGGAGAGGAUGUUCGAUCAUUUGACAAGAGCGAAUGGGCUCGGGCUGUCUCUAUCGUAAAUCAAGAGCCUGUUCUGUUUUCGGUGUCUGUUGGAGAAAAUAUUGCAUACGGGCUUCCAGAUGAUAAUGUUUCUAAAGAAGAUGUAAUCAAAGCAUCAAAAGCUGCAAAUGCUCACGACUUUAUACUUUCACUUCCACAGGGUUAUGAUACACUAGUUGGUGAGCGUGGAGGCCUACUAAGUGGGGGACAGAGGCAGAGAAUAGCUAUUGCACGAGCACUCUUAAAGAAUGCCCCAAUCCUUAUACUUGAUGAGGCCACCAGUGCCUUAGAUGCAGUUAGUGAAAGGUUGGUCCAGGACGCUCUGAACCAUUUGAUGAAGGGGAGGACAACGUUAGUGAUAGCUCACAGAUUGAGCACAGUUCAAAAUGCUCAUCAAAUUGCACUCUGUUCUAAUGGCAAGAUUGCAGAACUUGGAACACACACUGAGUUAUUGGCUAGGAAAGGCCAAUAUGCUUCACUGGUGUAGGAUCGAAUAAGAGGUAAUUAAGGGAAGGCAUUGAAGGUGUAAGCUAUCAGAUUGAGUACUAAGCAUUUAAACAUUGAUUUGAUUUAAUUGUGAACUUUGAAAGUUUAUGAAAAUUUUAAUAAAUAUUAAAUAAGACAAGAUGGAACCUUGGACUAUUUAUCAUAUCUAAGCAUGUGACUUGUAGUCAUGUUAGGUUCAAGCCUCAAAUUGAUAGUAAUGAUUUGUUUUAAUGAGGUCAUGCCUCCACAAUGUUAUCAAUAUAAUUUACGGCUGGAAUGGAGUACCUAGCCCUUUGUGUCA
Molecule: messenger RNA, 2459 nt
Organism: Prosopis cineraria
Lineage: Eukaryota; Viridiplantae; Streptophyta; Magnoliopsida; Fabales; Fabaceae
Product: ABC transporter B family member 28
Exons: 17
Coding region: 36-2159 (707 amino acids)
Biological process (GO): transmembrane transport
Cellular component (GO): membrane
Molecular function (GO): ATP hydrolysis activity; ATP binding; ABC-type oligopeptide transporter activity
Source: RefSeq, a predicted model, not a curated record